UACCGCCGCCUCCUCAGCCGCCGCAUCCCGGCCCCGCGCCGCGUGCGCCCCGCAGCCAUGGGGGAGAUCCCCCCGCUGGUGCGCAUCAGCCUGGCGCUGCGCAUCCAGCCCAACGACGGCCCGGUCUACUUCAAGGUGGACGGGCAGCGCUUCGGCCAGAACCGCACCAUCAAGCUGCUCACUGGCGCCAAGUACCGCGUGGACGUGCAGCUGCGGCCGGGCACCCUCACCGCCACGGCGCUGGGCAUCGGCGGCGUGAGCGUGCCGCUGGAGGAGAAGGGCCGCGACCCGCAGCUCGUGUCCUACGCGGGCGUGUACGACACGGAGGGGGUGGCGCACACCAAGAGCGGCGAGCGGCAGCCCAUCCAGGUCCACAUGCAGUUCACUGACAUUGGUACUUUUGAGACAGUCUGGCAAGUCAAGUUCUACAACUACCACAAACGGGAUCACUGCCAGUGGGGAAACAGCUUUGGUAGCAUUGAGUAUGAAUGCAAACCGAAUGAGACACGAAGUCUUAUGUGGAUCAACAAAGAGACCUUCCAUUGAAGAUGGAUGAACCUGACACUGCUGGACAAUCUCUUUUAAAAAAAGUCUACCUUUUAAACCAGCAAAAAGGCCUUAGCAAAGGCACACCGUAAAGUUGUUCUGUCCCACAUGGUACCAAUAACAUGUUAUACGUACAGUGGGUGCCAUUAAAACAUUGCCAUUAGUAGUGUAUUUUUAUUAUAGCAUCUACAACAUUCUUUAUCUAUAGAGCUGAGAAUAUUGCUGGUCACUGGGUAAAGAAAUGUGUGAGGUUGUCAAGAUUUGGGUUAUACCCACUCUGCAGCUCCUCUAGAUGUAAUAACCUUUGUGAAAUCCUUUGUUUCAUUGCUUGAGAUUUUGACACAUCAUAUUGGUGAUUAUUUCUGUAUUUAUGUUUGUGUUCCCAAAUCAACAUGCUCCAUUGUAAAGUUUGUCUUCACUUCAUCACAGUAGAUGGCAAAAGUGCAAUUGAUGGAUAUUUGUAAGUUUAGUGUAAUGGCAGCUACUAUGCUGCUAAAGUUGUAUUUCCAUAUCAGGAGAUUUGGAGACUUAUCAAUUUUCUUUCUUUUGGAUGUGGUAAGAUGUAUUGUGACAGACUUUCCUCUUUUGUGAGAUUUGUCACUACUUUACUUUGCUACAUUUCCCAGUUGCUGAAACGAUUUUUAAAAAAUACAGUAGAAAUAAUGAAACACGUUACCCUAAAAACAUAUGGAAAAGCAAUAAAUCUGUGGUCUUAAAGGCAAAUUAAUUUCUAUCAAUGGUAGAUAUAUCUCUCUGGAUAUCACAUACAAUACUCUAACUGUGACCACUACACAUUUUGUUGAUUUAAUUCAUUUCUUAAAUCAGCAGUUCAAGUGCUAAUCUCCUUUUCUUAAAAAGGCAUGCUGCUGUGACCAGUAAAAUCUUUCCAAAUUGAUGAAUUUUUCAAGCAUUGCAAAUGUAUUGUACCAAAACCUACAGACUUUCAUGCUGACCAAAACUGCUCAUCUCUAUGAGGAUUAAGCCCAAAUCCUGCAUGUGUUUACACAUGUGAUUUCAACAGAACUUUUCUUGUAAUUAAAGACCAGCAUGUUCAUAAGUAUCUGCAGGAUCAUGACUUAAGGUGCUAUGUAACACUGUUUACACCUUUGAAGCAAAAGAAAAAGUACACUUUGAUCUCUCUUUCAUUAGAGCAAGUUACUUAUUAUGCUGUCCCACCUCCAAACUCUGCUGAAUUAAGUUAUCAAGUUUUUGCAUAUCAGUUGUUCUCAUAUUCCUUUGUGAAUAAUUUGUAAAUUGUGUCUGUAAAUUGUAACCACUUUUGACCUUUGUAAUAAAGGACUUAAUAAUCUC
Messenger RNA from Alligator mississippiensis (American alligator), 1857 nucleotides. It is a transcript of the gene CNRIP1, whose product is annotated as cannabinoid receptor interacting protein 1. NCBI's taxonomy places the organism in Eukaryota, Metazoa, Chordata, Crocodylia, Alligatoridae. Gene Ontology annotation, molecular function: type 1 cannabinoid receptor binding. Gene Ontology annotation, biological process: negative regulation of signaling receptor activity. Gene Ontology annotation, cellular component: plasma membrane. The transcript is spliced from 3 exons. The record is from RefSeq and is a predicted model, not a curated record. Bases 58 to 546 code for a protein of 162 amino acids.